AGGCAAUGUGGAUCCCGAGUUUAAGCGCAUGAUACAGCAUUGCCGAGCCUAUGAGAGCUGGCCAGAGGUUUGUUGUGAUUUCGUCAAGUUGAUGAAUUGAUGCAGCAGAGAGGUCGAGUAAACAACCGAAGAUCCAGGAGCUUCUCCAGAUCUAGACUUGCCAUUGAGGGUUUUUAGCUGACUACACCUCACAACACAACCGUGCUUCUCUCUCUAUUCCUUUUUCUCUGUCUUCCCAUCCAAACACUCGUUAAACUCUCUGCAUCUCUUUCUGUCUCCCUAGAAUCAGACAAUGGCUUCUUACGGGGAAGAGCGCGAGAUUCAAAAGAAGUACUGGAUGGAGCAUUCCGUGGAUUUGACUGUGGAGUCUAUGAUGCUCGACUCCAAAGCCUCUGAUCUCGACAAAGAAGAGCGACCCGAAGUACUUUCUCUGCUCCCACCGUAUGAAGGAAAAUCAGUUUUGGAGCUUGGAGCAGGUAUUGGUCGUUUCACUGGUGAGUUGGCUAAGAAGGCCGGAAGUGUUAUGGCCAUGGACUUCAUUGAGAGUGCGAUUAAGAAGAAUGAAAGCGUGAAUGGGCACUAUAAGAAUGUCAAAUUCAUGUGUGCUGACGUCACGUGCCCAGACUUGAAAAUUUCUGAUGAAUCAGUGGACAUGAUAUUCUCUAAUUGGCUUCUGAUGUAUCUCUCAGAUGAAGAGGUUGAGAAGUUGGCACAAAGGAUGCUUUCGUGGUUAAAGGUUGGUGGAUUCAUAUUCUUCAGAGAGUCUUGUUUUCAUCAAUCUGGUGACUCGAAAAGGAAACAUAAUCCAACACACUACCGUGAACCCAGAUUUUACACCAAGUUAUUUAAAGAGUGUACCAUGCCUGAUAUUUCUGGGAAUUCAUAUGAACUCUCUCUGAUUAGCUGCAAAUGCAUUGGAGCUUAUGUCAGGAACAAGAAGAAUCAGAAUCAGAUUUGCUGGAUAUGGCAAAAAGUCAAUUCGCAGAAUGAUAGAGGGUUCCAGCGGUUCUUGGAUAAUGUUCAGUACAAAUGUAGUGGCAUACUUCGCUAUGAGCAUGUAUUUGGAAAAGGCUUUGUAAGCACAGGAGGAAUUGAGACAACAAAAGAAUUUGUGGGCAAGCUGGAUCUUAAACCAGGACAGAAAGUUCUAGAUGUUGGGUGUGGCAUUGGAGGUGGUGACUUCUACAUGGCGGAGAACUUCGAUGUCCAUGUUAUUGGGAUUGAUCUCUCUGUAAAUAUGAUUUCUUUUGCUCUUGAACGUGCCAUUGGACUCAAAUGCUCUGUUGAAUUCGAGGUUGCUGAUUGCACCAAGAAAACUUACCCUGAUAACACAUUUGACGUCAUUUACAGCCGUGAUACCAUUCUGCACAUUCAAGAUAAACCAGCAUUGUUCAGAACUUUCUUUAAGUGGUUGAAGCCAGGAGGUAAAGUUCUUAUCAGUGAUUACUGCAAAAGUGCUAAAGCCCCCUCAUUAGAAUUUGAAGAGUACAUCAAACAGAGAGGAUAUGAUCUUCAUGAUGUUCAAGAGUAUGGUCAGAUGCUCAAGGAUGCUGGUUGACAAAUCAUUGCUGAAGAUCGAACUGAUCAUUUCUUACGAGUCUUACAAAGAGAAUUAGAUGCAGUGGAAAAGGACAAGGAUUCGUUCAUUAAGGAGUUUUCUGAACAAGAUUACAAUGACAUUGUCGAUGGCUGGAAAUCAAAGCUGGUCAGAAGCACCUCUGGUGAGCAGAGGUGGGGGCUAUUCAUUGCCAAGAAGAAGUAAUGUGGGAUGUUCAGUUUCAUGUGCUAUUUAUAGCUUUUGCGUUAUGGUCUGUAAUAAUUAUGGAACUAUCCCAUUGUUUUUAAACAAUAUGCUCGUAAACCUCUGGUAAUCUUUAUCUUUUCAUGACAAAGUCAAUGACUUCUAUCUCA
Carica papaya (papaya) is the source of this 1911-nucleotide messenger RNA. Its product is annotated as phosphoethanolamine N-methyltransferase 2. Gene Ontology annotation, biological process: phosphatidylcholine biosynthetic process. Lineage: Eukaryota; Viridiplantae; Streptophyta; Magnoliopsida; Brassicales; Caricaceae. Gene Ontology annotation, molecular function: phosphoethanolamine N-methyltransferase activity. The record is from RefSeq and is a predicted model, not a curated record.